AUGCAUCAACUAGACUUCUCCUCCAGCGACUUGUCCAACCUCGCUGGCCAAACAGUGAUUGUUACUGGUGCCGGUAGAGGUAUUGGAGCUUCUACAGCAGCCUUGUUCAACUCGAACGGCGCCAAUGUGGUUCUGGUAGACCUACCUUCCGCGAAAGACACGGCCGAGUCUUUGAUCAAGUCCUUUCAACAUCCGGAAAAAAGCCUUUUCGUCCCCGCCAACAUCCUCGUCUGGGAGGCCCUUGUGACUGUGUUCAAAAUAGCGCUGCAGAGGUUUUCCAAGGUCGAUGUGGUCGUGGCCAACGCCGCCAUCAUGGAGAGCAAGCCGGUGCUUCAUGUGGAGGUUGACGAAGCUGGCGAUCCUGUCGAGUCUCUCGAGGCCAACCGGGUGAUUGACGUGAACCUCAAGGGAACAUUGAACACGCUGAGGCUGGGCCUUCACUACCUCGGUCAGAACAAGCCAUCUUCCACUGGCUUUCGUGGUUCCAUUGUUUUUGUCACCUCGACCUCUGGUUACUUUGGGUCGACUGGGAACGCUGCAUACAUUUCUUCCAAGCAUGGCGUUGUUGGAUUGCUCAGGGCGUCUCUCCGGAAAGCGGCAUCUCUGGGGAUCAACCUCAACAGCGUGGUUCCGUCUUACACGCCUACUCACCUCACCGCGGGCUUUGGACAGAGUAUCACCAACGCCGGCCUUAACGUCAACACCUUGGAAGGGGUCGCAUCAGUUGCCGUGAAUCUGGCAAGCGACCAAAGCGCCCAUGGCGUUGCAUGUCUAGUCUGGGGGCAUUAUCACCGCGAGCUAGAACGCACACAGCAGGACUUGCUGGGCAAUUGGCUCGGCGACGAUUUGGUGGCGUCCAUGACCAAAUUUGGGCAGCUGAUGGAUUCCAUGGGCGGCUAUCCACUUCCACAAAACAAAGACCAAGAUGAUGUUUGGGCGUCUCGGUGUCGACAGUCUAAUAUUGAGCUAAUUACAUGA
Ilyonectria robusta is the source of this 978-nucleotide messenger RNA. Its product is annotated as 3-hydroxyacyl-CoA dehydrogenase type-2. The transcript has 3 exons. The record is from RefSeq and is a predicted model, not a curated record. Bases 1 to 978 code for a protein of 325 amino acids. NCBI's taxonomy places the organism in Eukaryota, Fungi, Ascomycota, Sordariomycetes, Hypocreales, Nectriaceae.